GGCACCAGAUCAUGCGUAAUGCCAGGCGGCACAUAGAAGAGUUAUGCAGCUGGUGGUCGGCUUUUAUCCAUCUUCACAAUCUAUCUCUGCAUCUUCUACAACUUGCUGCUUUUAUUAUCAACACUGACCCGUUAUUUUCAUGGACGAAAACAAGACCAAGAAUAUUAAAGGCACCAAGAAGAUGCGGGGACCAACAUCCCACGAGAUGUUGGAUUCAUCUGGUCGACUCUAAUAGAAGACGCCGAGCCUACUGAAAGGGAACUCGAUGAUGUCCUCUGCAUGCCAGCGCCUCCUUUGUCUAGUGGGCUUCCAUACGUUGAAAUGGAUGGCGCCACUACUAGUACAGGAUCAUCGUCUUCAUCAAGUAGCACCUCAGUUUCAGACAGUAACAAGACACCACUGUUAGACCACGGUGUUGACAGUGAGUCCCAUCAGAGGGCUGUACUGCAACAACAACAAGAGUCAACCAAACAGUCCAAAGCAGAGGAGCUAGACGAUUUCUUGUCGACUUGUGAAACCGCAGCCGUUGAUCAACUUGGGGAGAAAAGUGCGAGUGCGGGUGUCGACAGGAAAAAACUUUACAUUGAGGACGUAAAUCGUGCGGAUCUGCGCAAAAACGUGCUUGUCUACGUCCUCUUCGCGAUUUGCUUCUUCAUGUCCGUUUACACAGGAGUAAAAACGGUCGUCUUCGAGCCGACCUACAACGGUUCGAUGCUGAUUGGGUAUUUGUUGUUAAGACAAAGCAAGGCAUCAAAUAUGAUGAAGCGUUUAUUCGCUAUCAGAUGACGCUCUCACGGGUGGUGCGCUUUGCGAACAGCGUAUAGACCCUCUAUACGAGGCACCAGAAUUCUUUUUCAUCCAGGAUUCCUCAUCUUGACACCUCUAACAUCCGGUUCCGGCGUGAUGCUGAUUAACAUCGAGUUUUUCCUUCUGCG
Messenger RNA from Amoebophrya sp. A25, 935 nucleotides. The record is from the annotation of a GenBank genome assembly. NCBI's taxonomy places the organism in Eukaryota, Dinophyceae, Syndiniales, Amoebophryaceae.